Molecule: messenger RNA, 1093 nt
Organism: Contarinia nasturtii (swede midge)
Lineage: Eukaryota; Metazoa; Arthropoda; Insecta; Diptera; Cecidomyiidae
Exons: 3
Coding region: 44-586 (180 amino acids)
Source: RefSeq, a predicted model, not a curated record
CAUUUUUUCCUUUAUCACUUUAUGUGAAAAAGAAAAAAGAAAAAUGCCGCUAUCAAAAUUUGUUGAAAAUUACCUCAAUAUGGCGAUUAAUAAACAUAGAAACAGGUUACAUAACCACACAGACGUAACUAUGUUGGUAACACAUGCGUGUUUGUUAUCGAAGAAAUUUUCGUUCGUGGGCACAGGACAAGAAUUAAUUUAUAAUUUGACUAUAUCUACCGAGAAUGCGCAGACAACAAUCACUCUAAUGGAAAUGUCAACUAAGCACGGGCAUACUAUAAAAGUCAACACAGAUAUUGUUGCAACAAUGGUGGGGGAUUUGAUAGCCAUGAUUCCACGCAUUUAUAAGUUUUGGGAUCGUGUGGUCAACGAACUCAUCCGACCAACGAUAAAUUUGCCACCUGAUUCAGUCGAGAGAUGUACAUCUUCAGCAUCUUCAACUUCGUCGGAUUUGAAUGUUGAUGAUUCUAGUGAUGAAAGUGCUGAAAAUAGGUAUGUUCAUGGUAAACGUAAAUCGAAGAUAAAAAGCGUUUCUAUGUAUGUGCGGUGUUUGAAAAAAAAUUCGAACAACAAUUGUCCACUGUAGAAAAUUAGGGUUUGAAUUAAUUUUAUGAAUGAUAUAGAUACUCCAAGGAAAUUUUUAGUUAUUACAUAGACUUUUGCUUUUAAUAAUAGUGAUAUGCCCCUCUGCCAAAUCGACAACUUUCAAUAUUUUUUCAAACUCUCGAAUGUUUUGAGUUCUUAGAGAGCACUCUCACUGGCUUCUCAGUGUCUCCACUCAUUUGCAUAACUUUCAAUCUUGACUUUUCGUACGUAGAAUUGGCUUAGCCGUCAUAUAAAAACCUCCUUUCGAACUAAUGAUUUCAAUUCACAUGCCCCUCUGCCAAAUCGACAAUUUUCAAUAUUUUUCCAAACUCUCGAACGUUUUGAGUUCUUAGAGAGCAAUCUCACUGGCUUCUCAGUGUCUCCACUCAUUUGCAUAACUUUUAAUCCUUGAUGUGGUUGGACGCUGGAUUAAUGAAUAAACCACCCAACAUCCAAUUAACUUAAUGAAUUAAACCACAGCAAUGAAAUCCCUACUACCGUGCUAGAU